This is a messenger RNA of Rhodamnia argentea, 2841 nucleotides long. RefSeq names its product disease resistance protein L6-like. The coding region runs from base 1 to 2841 and encodes 946 amino acids. The record is from RefSeq and is a predicted model, not a curated record. Gene Ontology annotation, biological process: signal transduction; defense response. The transcript has 6 exons. Gene Ontology annotation, molecular function: ADP binding. NCBI's taxonomy places the organism in Eukaryota, Viridiplantae, Streptophyta, Magnoliopsida, Myrtales, Myrtaceae.
AUGGAUGUGCCGUGGGAUCGCCAGAGUCAGAAUUCCACUGAUUUUAGGGCAGAGAUUUCUUUCUCGGAAAGGAAUCCUGCUGCUUCUCGAGUUUCUGUUGAUUCGUCAGGUAAUGAACAGAGAAAAGAGAAUCAAUUACUUAAAGGAGCCAAGAAGAUUGAAGCCCCAGAACCGCAGUUUGAAGACCAAGCAGUUCACAGUGUGCUACUUUCUCAAGAUGCUAGCACAAAUCAUGAAGAAAAUGAAGGUCCAGAAUGGCCAAUCCAGUCCGAUACUGCUUUUCCGACCCCAACUCUGCUGUCAACGCUUUCCUCCCAGUUAGAAGCUUCAGUGCAUUCAGCACUUGAUGGAUCUCAUGCAAGUUCGAACUCUGCCUCCUCUUCACUAUCUCAAGAUGGAUCUCCUCUAAGCUUCAGUGCAAUGCAUACCGAAAAGAAUAUUGAACCCCUGCAGUCCCCCAAACAGCAGCUGGUCUCUUCUUUGGAACUAUCUCAAGGUGUUCACUCUGCAGCUGUUAUAGCAACCGACUUUGAGAUAACUUCUGGUAGGGAAUGUGCAUCCUCAUCAGCUGGUAGCAGUGACAGUGUACAAGCCACUAAGGAACUUGUCCAUAAUUCAGCACAAAUACCUGAAAUGACGAUGCCGAAAGAAGAAAAAUCUUGCCACCUCGAUGGCGUCACAUCAUCAUCCUCCAAGUCAUCUGGAUUUGACUAUGAUGUUUUCUUGAGUUUCAGAGGACCUGAUACUCGCUCGGGCAUUACAGAUUUCCUUUAUACAAGUUUACUCUCUGCCGGAAUCCACACAUAUAGAGAUGAUGACGAGCUGAGAAUUGGAGAAGAGAUUGGUCCUGAGCUAUUCAAAGCAAUCAACCAUUCCAAAAUUUUAAUUCCCAUUUUUUCCAAAGGCUAUGCCUUUAGUAAAUGGUGUCUUAAUGAGUUGGCACAAAUGGUAGAGUGUAGGAAAUCAAGAAGACAGAAGAUCAUGCCCAUUUUUUACGAUGUUACUCCCUCUGAGGUUUGUCAUCAAGCCGGCUCUUAUGGAGAUGCCUUUGUUUCUCACGAGAAGCAAUUUGACAAUGAGGUUAUCAGCAAGUGGAAGGCUGCUCUCAAGGAGGUUGGCGAUCUAAAAGGGUGGGACAUUGAUUCAAUGACCACAAGACGAGAAGGAGAGCUUGUAAACCAUAUUGUCCAGACGGUUAUAGCUGAGUUGAAAAGGGCUUAUCUUCUGGUAACUGACUGCUUGGUCGGCAUUGAACAUCACGUGAAGGAAAUCAAUAGAAUGGUAUGUGGUGAUUCAGAGGACAUAGAAAUAGUCGGAAUCCAUGGUAUGGGGGGUGUAGGAAAGACUACUCUCGCCAAAAUAAUAUACAACCGCCUAUCACAUCGUUUUGAAGAUUGUUGCUUUAUUUCCAAUGUCAGAGAAACUUCACAGCUAAAGGGAAUUGAGUGUUUGCAGAAUCAGCUGCUCUCUGAUAUCCUCAAAAGAAACUGGUCCAACAUCAGUAAUGUUGAUGAUGGAAUUAAGACAAUAAAAGAAAGGUUGUGUGGCAAAAAGGUGCUGGUUCUACUUGAUGAUGUUGAUGAAAGGAUUCAUUUGAAUGCACUUAUUGGAAGGCCAGUGUGGUUUGUUUUAGGAAGUAGGAUAAUCAUCACCAGUAGAAACACGGAUGUCUUCAAUGUGCCUGAGGUCUGUUUUACUUAUGAGCUUACAGGAAUGGACUUUAAUCAAUCUCUUCAACUUUUUUGCAAACAUGCUUUUGGAAGAGAUCAUCCAUUGGAUGAGUAUGCUGACUUCUCCAAUGAAGUGGUAAAAAUGACGGGAGGUCUUCCUCUUGCUCUGGAAGUUAUAGGCUCACUACUAUGGGGUAAAAGCAAAGAUGUUUGGGAUGCUACUUUGAAGAAGUUGGAAAAGGUUCCUCAUGAGCAAGUUAAGAGAAAGUUGAAAAUAUGUUAUGAAGCUUUGGAUGAUCGGCAAAAGCAUAUUUUUCUUGACAUAGCUUGUCUUUUCAUUGGAUUUGACAAACGAAUUGUGCUUCACAUGUGGAACGAUUCCAAUCUCUUCCCAGGUGAAGGCCUUCAAGUCCUUCAGCAGAUGUCUUUGAUAAAAAUUGGAGAAGACAAUAAGCUAUGGAUGCAUGAUCAGCUGAGGGACCUUGGUAGAGACAUUGUUCGCCAAGAAUGUAGCAUGGAACCAGAGAAGCAGACCAGAUUAUGGAAUCAUGAGGAAGCUUUGGACAUUGUGAUGAGAAAGAAGGGAACUGAUAAAGUGGAAGCUCUGUGUCUGAAGUUCGACCACCGGUUGCAGCAGUCUUUUCCUAAUGAAGAGUUACGAAGGCUAUCAAAUCUGAGAUACCUAGAAAUGAGGCCUGUCCUGGAUAAUUGGCGUCCGAUUGGCUUUCCAGCAACUGUACUUCCAAUGAAUCCACCUAUCCUAGCUGAGCUGAGAUGGCUUUCAUGUCAUAAUCUUCCUCCAGUACUUACCCUGACCGCUUUUUCCAUGAUGAACAUGGUAAUUCUUGAUCUGUCAUGGAGUAUGUUUUCGGAAAGUUGGGAUGGUUGGGGUCAUAUUAAGAUGGCAAGGAACUUAAAAGUUUUGAAUUUGACUGGUUGUGCACAAUUGCAAAGAACUCCUGACUUAUCUGCACACGUAAAAUUAGAGCAGUUGAUCCUCGAAAGCUGUGGAAGAUUGGUUGAGAUUGACGAAUCUAUCGGGCAGUUGAAGCAGUUGGUUCUUUUGAACUUGAGGUUCUGUCGUAAACUUCGCAGGUUGCCAGAAGAGCUGGUGAACUUAGAAUCUUUGAAGGAACUUCUCAUUGACUGGACUUCUAUUAGAGAAAUCUGA